AUGGACAGCGGACUCACUCGUUUUAAAAAUCAGCUUCUCCAUGUGGACAUUUACAUUGAUGAACUUGAACCUCGGACAGGAAUUUUUAACCUUCUGAGCAGACUUCGUCCUCACUGGAAGACGCAGGACAUUCAGAUGAAGGCAUUUACAGAAGGCAUCACCAACCAGUUGAUUGGCUGCUUUGUGGGCUCACUCCAGGAGCCCGGCUGUGUUCUAGUGCGGUUGUACGGCAGAAUGACAGAGCUCUAUGUGAACCGGGAUCAAGAGGUGGAGAUGUUCCAGGUCUUCCACGCCCAUGGCUGUGCUCCUGAGAUCUAUUGCAGCUUCCAGAAUGGCAUCUGCUAUGAGUUUGUCAGGGGAACAGUGCUGGAUGAUGAGCUACUCCGACAACCCUCCAUCUACAGAUUGAUCGCAGCCGAGAUGGGAAAAAUCCACUCCAUCAAGCCAAAACGUGGCGUGCCAGCUGAACCUCUGCUCUGGACUAAAAUGUCCCACUUUCUCAAACUGGUACAGACAAACAUAAACAUCGGCCCAGCAGAGCACUGGAGCACCGUAAGGCCUGCAGCGCUACAGGAGGUGCCCAGCUACGAGACUUUAUCAAAGGAAAUGGAGUCGUUGAAGAAACACCUCUUGCUGAUUGACUCUCCGAUUGUUCUCUGCCACAAUGACCUCCUCACAAAAAACAUCAUCUACAACCACAAAGAGGGAACGGUGAAAUUUAUUGACUACGAAUACGCAGAUUACAACUACCAGGCAUUUGAUAUCGGCAACCACUUCAAUGAAUUUGCUGGUGUGACCGAUGUGGACUACAGCCUGUAUCCGAGCCAGGAGCUGCAGAGGGACUGGCUCACCGCCUAUCUGGGGAGUUACAAACACAGUUUAGGACGUGGGGUCACUGUAACAGAGGCAGAGGUUACGCAGCUCUACGUUCAAGUCUGCAAGUUCUCACUCGCGUCCAACUUCUUCUGGGGUCUUUGGGCCAUUUUGCAGUCCUGUUUCUCCUCUAUUGACUUUGAUUUCCAAAGAUAUGCCAAAGCACGACUCAACUACUACUUUGAGAAGAAAGAGGAGUACUUUGGAUUAGCAAUGAGCAAGUUAACCGGCUCCACCUGUGAAGAAAAGCCCUGA
Molecule: messenger RNA, 1128 nt
Organism: Nematolebias whitei (Rio pearlfish)
Lineage: Eukaryota; Metazoa; Chordata; Actinopteri; Cyprinodontiformes; Rivulidae
Exons: 8
Coding region: 1-1128 (375 amino acids)
Biological process (GO): phosphatidylethanolamine biosynthetic process
Cellular component (GO): cytoplasm
Molecular function (GO): ethanolamine kinase activity
Source: RefSeq, a predicted model, not a curated record